AAAAGGUGCGGGGGUCUGUAGGAUGGGGUAAAUAGGAUAGCGGAACCCUAGAGAUAGAGCACCCGGGAAGAAAUUGUUCACAGGACUCAAUCCGGAAGUCUGGCUGUGACAGGAGGAGAGAGAGCGGCUGAGUUGAGAGUUUGGUGUUUCGGCGACUGGAAAAAGGCGAGGAUUUCGUCGUUCGCCUCCGUUUUACGGCGGGCAAUUUGGCUCAGGUCUAGUCUUUUCUCCCUAUUGCUGCUGCCAUAAUGUCCUCUGAUUUCGAGGGCUACGAGCAAGACUUUUCGGUUCUUACCGCUGAGAUCACGAACCGAAUCGGGAAAGUCCCCAAGUUGGUAGGAGAUGAGAAGAAGCAGUUGGUUUCAAAUGUGGAAAAGCAGCUGGAAGAAGCAAGAGAGUUGUUGGAACAAAUGGAACUUGAAGUGCGUGAAAUCCCUCCACAGAGCCGAGCCAUGUACAGCAGUAGAAUGAGGAGCUACAAGCAAGAAAUGGAAAAACUUGACACAGAUUUUGUGAGUUAAUUCAUCUGUGGUAUUUUGUGAGAGGAUUCAUAAAGUAUUUGCUGUAGUAAGCUUCACUACGGUAUCAUCAUUCUUCAUUCUACAGGUAGUCCCCAGUUUAAGAACGAG
Molecule: messenger RNA, 629 nt
Organism: Python bivittatus (Burmese python)
Lineage: Eukaryota; Metazoa; Chordata; Lepidosauria; Squamata; Pythonidae
Source: RefSeq, a predicted model, not a curated record